Molecule: messenger RNA, 2203 nt
Organism: Menidia menidia (Atlantic silverside)
Lineage: Eukaryota; Metazoa; Chordata; Actinopteri; Atheriniformes; Atherinopsidae
Source: the annotation of a GenBank genome assembly
UUUGCUUCAUACUACCAGCAAUAAGGCACACAAAAGCACCGUUCGUGGAAGUUUGGGACAAUAACCCCUUUUUUUGUAACUAAGGGGCUUUUUCGUACAAAGUCAAAUUGAGAUACUGUAGUAUCAUCAAAUUGUUUACAGGAGUAGGCUGCCCCGAUGAGAAAACAUGCCUGAAAUUAAAGUAACACCACUUGGUGCUGGACAGGACGUGGGCCGCAGCUGCAUCCUCGUCUCCAUUGGAGGCAAAAACAUAAUGCUGGACUGUGGAAUGCACAUGGGAUACAACGAUGACAGACGUUUUCCAGACUUUUCUUACGUAACGCAAAAUGGCCGCCUGACAGACUUUUUGGACUGUGUGAUCAUUAGCCAUUUUCACCUUGACCACUGCGGCGCUCUGCCCUACAUGAGUGAGAUGGUGGGCUACGAUGGACCCAUCUAUAUGACUCACCCCACCAAGGCCAUCUGUCCCAUUUUGCUGGAGGAUUUCCGGAAGAUCACCGUCGACAAGAAGGGAGAAACCAACUUCUUCACUUCUCAAAUGAUCAAGGAUUGCAUGAAGAAAGUGGUUCCUCUGAACCUGCACCAGACCGUCCAGGUGGAUGAUGAGCUGGAGAUCAAGGCGUACUAUGCGGGCCACGUCCUGGGCGCUGCCAUGGUGCACAUCAAAGUGGGAUCAGAGUCUGUAGUCUACACCGGAGACUAUAACAUGACACCAGACCGACAUCUAGGCCAUGAGCAUGUUGUUUGCAGUGCGGCUUGGAUCGAUAAGUGCAGACCGGACAUCCUUAUCUCAGAGUCCACAUAUGCCACCACCAUCCGGGACUCAAAGAGGUGCAGAGAGAGGGACUUUCUGAAGAAGGUGCACGAAAGCAUAGAGAGAGGAGGAAAGGUUCUCAUACCGGUUUUUGCUCUCGGACGAGCGCAAGAGCUCUGCAUCCUCCUGGAAACAUUCUGGGAGAGGAUGAACCUGAAGGCCCCCAUCUACUUCUCCACUGGGAUGACGGAGAAAGCUAAUCAUUACUACAAGCUUUUCAUAACGUGGACCAACCAGAAGAUCAGAAAAACCUUUGUACAGAGAAACAUGUUUGAAUUUAAGCACAUCAAGGCUUUUGAUCGCUCCUACGCAGAUAAUCCUGGUCCAAUGGUGGUGUUCGCCACGCCGGGUAUGCUGCACGCCGGCCAGUCUCUGCAGAUAUUCAAGAAAUGGGCGGGGAAUGAGAAGAACAUGGUAAUCAUGCCAGGAUAUUGUGUACAAGGAACAAUUGGUCACAAGAUCCUGAAUGGACAAAGGAAGCUGGAGGUGGAAGGGAGGGCAACGCUGGAGGUGAAGCUGCAGGUGGAGUACAUGUCCUUCAGCGCGCACGCCGACGCCAAAGGCAUCAUGCAGCUCAUCCGCAUGGCCGAGCCCCGCAACGUGCUGCUGGUGCACGGGGAAGCCCUCAAAAUGGAGUUCCUCAAGGGCAAGAUCGAGCAGGAGUUCAGCAUCGACUGUCACAUGCCAGCUAACGGAGAGACGAUCACUGUGACGACAAACCCCAGCGUUCCCGUGGACAUUUCACUCAACCUGCUGAAGAGGGAGAUGGCUCUCGGAGGAACUCUGCCAGAUCCCAAAAGACCCCGCUCCAUGCACGGAACCCUGAUCAUGAAAGAAAAUAGCCUGAAGUUGGUGUCGUCGGAGCAGGCCCUGAAGGAGCUCGGCCUGAACGAGCACCAGCUACGCUUCACCUGCCGCGUGCAGCUCCAGGACCCGCACAGCGACCCCGACACACUCCACCGAAUCUACACACACCUCAAGAGUGUGUUGAAAGGUUACACCAUCCAGCACCUCCCCGAUGGCACAGUCAUGGUAGAGUCCAUUGUCAUCAAAGUGUCCUCCUCCGCCGAAGACACCAACGCCAAGGUUCUGCUGCUCUCCUGGAGUUACCAGGAUGAAGACCUGGGGAGCUUCCUCUCAUCCCUGCUGAAAAAGGGGCUUCCGUCUGGUCUCUGCUGAAAUAUUUAUCCCAAAACAUCCCUGUCCUGUAUCCCUAACAACAACAGGCCUAAAUCUACUCCUUGUUCCCUGAUAUGAGCUGUCCUCGUUGGCCAGUUCGUCAUAGGGGAUAUUUUCAUGGACUAAUUUAUAGAAACAAAAAAAAAACAUAUUUCCGAUUUAUUGCUUUAAUUAUGAACAAACAAGACAAAUAAACACUUUUACAGAAAA